Parastagonospora nodorum SN15 is the source of this 129-nucleotide messenger RNA. RefSeq lists its product as hypothetical. Lineage: Eukaryota; Fungi; Ascomycota; Dothideomycetes; Pleosporales; Phaeosphaeriaceae. The transcript has 2 exons. The coding region runs from base 1 to 129 and encodes 42 amino acids. The record is from RefSeq and is a predicted model, not a curated record.
AUGUGUGUAAAUCCUGCGGUGGCAAGAUCGGCGCAAUCUGAGUCGCAGAGCUGGCCUGAAAUCCAUUUCCUGGUUGCGCGUGAGUACCUGGUUGCUGGCGAAGGAUUCGCCAUCUACACACCAAAAUAA